AUGUCACUGAACCCACUACGAGCCUCACUCUUCCGUCCGACGACCAGCAUGCCCAUAUCCCGGAUCCCUCAAUCGAUCUCACGAAUAUCAAAUCGAUCUAUCCACUAUACCUUCCCUCGUUCCACGUCCAAUACCACUACUUCAUCUACCACACACCACGCUCAUGUAAAUCAGCACGCUCAUCAGCAUGCAAGUCAAGCACCGAGGAAUGGCAAGAAACCCAGUCCGCAUAUGGUCUGGUACAGAGACAUAGUUCCGGCUAUGAUCCCCAUAUUCCUAAUAUCCACCACCCUCUUCCUCUCCCUCUCACUUAUCCGAACCCACCUAUCCCACUCCAAAUCGCUUAGCGAAUCCAACAGCAAGAUCCAAGAGCUUGAAUCGCAAUUAUCUCAAUUACGCUUAGAACAGAAAAGACAGAGGGUAAGGGAGAAGAGGGAGAGAGAGAGGAUCUUGCCGUUGGUUGUGGAAAGGGUUUUGCAGAGGGUUGGGGUGGUUGGUGGAGAAGAAGAUGAGGAAGUGGAAGAGGUAAAGGAAUUACCUAGGUUGUUGUAA
Messenger RNA from Kwoniella mangroviensis CBS 8507, 552 nucleotides. RefSeq lists its product as uncharacterized. The transcript has 2 exons. The coding region runs from base 1 to 552 and encodes 183 amino acids. The record is from RefSeq and is a predicted model, not a curated record. NCBI's taxonomy places the organism in Eukaryota, Fungi, Basidiomycota, Tremellomycetes, Tremellales, Cryptococcaceae.